UAAAUAAAGUUAUUUAAAUGAAAAUAGUUAAGUAAGAUUAAUGUUAUUGCGAAAUGUUUUAUGUUUAAUGAGCCCCACUUGUUGAUUACAGUGAAGAUAUUUGUAUGGAUGUGAAGGAAGAAAAAGAAAGUGUGAUAUAUAUUUGUUGUAUUUAUUAAUCACAUAUUUUUUUUAAUUGUGAUUAUUAAUUAUGACGAAAAUCAAAACAUUUUGGAUAAAUACUGUUGAUCAGUAUUGCAGUGGCAUUAAGACAGUCACUAACGAAACAACUAGAAUGAUACGCACUACUAAGAGCAAGUUAUCACCAUGGAAUGUGCAAUUAAAAGCAAGAAGAAAAGUCCUGACAAAAGCUGAAGAAACUACUAUCCCCCGACCUACUGUCCCAGAAUUCGCAGACGUUGUUAUCAUCGGCGGUGGAUCAGCUGGCUGCAACGCGUUGUAUCAUUUAGCGAAGCUUGGCACCAAUGCAAUUUUGCUGGAAAAAUCGAAACUGACUUCUGGAACAACUUGGCACACUGCUGGGAUGUUCUGGCGGCUGAGGCCCAAUGAUGUAGACAUUCAAUUGUUGGAUGGAACGCUGAGAACUAUUAAACAAUUGGAAGAAGAAACUGGAGAAAAUCCUGGAUUUAUACAAAAUGGCGGACUGUUUAUAGCUCACAAUGAAACAAGAAUGAAUGAAUAUAAAAGACUAGUAACUGCUGGUAAAUAUUUUGGAAUAGAAGCUCAUGUUUUAACCCCUGAAGAAACUAAAAAAUUGUAUCCAUUUAUUGAUGAAAAAAGUUUCACUGGCGCUAUUUACAGCCCGCAAGACGGUACUAUAGAUCCGAGUAUUCUUGUUGACGCAUUAACGAAAUCCGCAAAAGGUCUAGGAUCUAAAGUGAUUGAAAACUGUCCAGUUCACAAAAUAAUAACCCAGGAGAAUGACUGCAGCUGGAAAUCGGUGACAGGAGUGGAAACUCCUUACGGAACAAUUAGAACAAAGUGUGUUUUAAAUGCAGCUGGUGUGUGGGCGGGAAGUCUAGCGAAACUAGCCGGUGUAAAUAUUCCCCUGAUACCGAUGAAGCACGCUUAUGUGGUCAGUGAACCUAUAGAAGGUGUUCAAGGUCUUCCUAACAUUCGCGACCAUGAUGGCAGUCUUUAUAUCAAGGUCCAGGGGUCUUCGCUGCAAAUCGGUGGUUAUGAACCUAAUCCGAUUAUUCUUAAAUCUGUACCUCGUGACUUUUCAUUCGGCUUGUACGAACUAGACUGGACGGUGUUCAACACCCACGUGAACGCGAUGGUAGAGCUAGUGCCAAAAUUGAAGACUACUGGGAUAAAAUCGACGGUCUGUGGUCCGGAGUCUUUUACUCCAGAUCAUAAGCCGCUGAUGGGCGAGGAUCCCAAGCUCUCUGGUUUUUUCUACUCCUGCGGGUACAACAGUGCGGGCAUGAUGUACGGCGGGGGAUGCGGAGAGCAAAUCGCCUCGUGGAUCAUAAACGGCCGCCCAGAAAAACACAUGUUCAGUUAUGACGUACGCAGAUUCACCUCCGACCAGGUCAGAGACUCCGUCUGGGCGAACGAGAGAUCUCAUGAAGCUUACGCUAAAAAUUACAGCACUGUUUUUCCUCAUGACUCACCAUUGAGCGGACGGAACUUUAAAAAAGACGUUUUUCAUAAUUUGCUGAUUAAAAAUGGAGCUGUGAUGGAAGAAGCACAAGGAUGGGAGCGACCUGGGUGGUAUCAACCUGGUAAAAUAACUCUGAUACCUCCUUAUGAUUAUUACGGCGCUUAUGGAUCGCCUAAAAAUAAGAGAAAUGAUUAUGCUGAAAUUUUAAAGAAAGAUUAUACUUUUGAUUUUCCCGAACAUCAUGAUGUGAUUGGAUCAGAAGCGUUAUCUUGCAGAAACAAAGCCGCUUUGUUCGACUUAUCAUACUUUGGAAAAUAUUAUCUCUGCGGCGCGCAAUCACAAGAGGCUGCCAAUUACUUAUUUACCGCUAAUGUUGAUCGGGAAGUAAACAGAACUGUUUACACAUGUGCUUUGAACAAACAUGGUGGAGUUGAAGCUGAUUGCACUGUAACUUCAAUAGAGGCUGGAUCUGGAGGUGUUGCUGAUCCAAUAUUCCAGCGCAAAGCAUUUUAUAUCGUCGCCGGAGGAAUGUCAUCAUACCACACAUUCGCUCAUUUACAUAGAGUAAUCAGAAAAAAGGGUUUUGAAGCAACAAUCCACGACGCUACAGAAACAAUGGGAAUUUUGUCUAUCCAAGGGCCAAAUAGCCGAUAUAUCCUUGAAGAAAUAACAGACAAAGAUUUUUCAGAUAAAGAAUUCCCGUUUUCAACUUCCAAGAUUAUUGAUGUCAAAGGCUGUCUGGUAAGAGCCUUCCGUCUGAGUUUUGUCGGUGAGCUCGGAUAUGAGCUUCAUAUUCCAAGUCAGUCUUGCGAGAAAGUUUUCAACAGUUUGAUGGAAGCUGGGAAGGAGCAUGGAUUGAAAUUAGCCGGUUUCCGUGCGAUGUACAGUCUCAGCUGCGAAAAAGGUUAUCAUUUGUGGAACAGUGAUCUCAGAAUUGAUGACAAUCCCAUUGAAGCUGGACUGGGAUUUGUCUGUCGUCGUUAUGGAGACUACAAUGGCAAGAAAGCUGUCAACAACUUACGUGUUAAUGGUGUUAAAAGGAAAUUAGUUCAUUUUCAUCUAAAAGACAAAAAUACGCCUCUCUGGGGUUUAGAAGCUAUUUAUCGUGAUGAUAAACUUGUAGGAUAUUUAAGAAGAGCUGAGUACUCUUAUGUUUAUAGUAACAGUAUUGGACAAGGGUAUAUCACACAUCCAUUAGGCGAAAACGUAACAAAAAAUUUUAUAGAAUCAGGAAAAUAUGAAAUAGAAUCAAUGGGAAAAAGAUAUCCGGCACGAGCUUACUUGCACAGUCCAUUUGAUCCCGAAAAUAAAAGACUGCAAGGCAAUUAUAAUUAAUUGUACAUAUUGUGAUUAUAUUUUUGAUAAUUAAAAAACAAAAAAUUUUUUUAAUUAAUAAA
Messenger RNA from Cotesia glomerata, 3003 nucleotides. Its product is annotated as sarcosine dehydrogenase, mitochondrial. Gene Ontology annotation, molecular function: oxidoreductase activity; protein binding. NCBI's taxonomy places the organism in Eukaryota, Metazoa, Arthropoda, Insecta, Hymenoptera, Braconidae. The record is from RefSeq and is a predicted model, not a curated record. The coding region runs from base 191 to 2941 and encodes 916 amino acids. The transcript is spliced from 11 exons. Gene Ontology annotation, cellular component: mitochondrion.